CUGUACGCGCUGGUCGACGAGUACUUUGCCGAAGUCGCGCGCGAGUAUCUUCAGGACAUUCUCUUUCGAUCUUCCAACGACUCAGCGCUCGCUAUCAGCCUUCCAAAAUGUUACAAGAAAUACGAGGACGGGGCAAGCCGCGCGGAUCGCAUGCUCAACUAUAUCAAUCGGCUUUACGUCCGCCGUGAGAUUGAUGAGGGGCGCGGUUGGGUAUACGUAGAAGAUAUUGUCGAUAAAGCGGUGCUAGAGCGCGCACGGCUGGAGCAGGGGAAGUCUUUGAAUAGCGCAGAUGUGCAGCAGCAGCUGGAGGCUUGGAAGGAGGGCGAGCUCCACAGGCGAGGUUUCGAUCAAGAGCAGUCGGAUGAUGAAGAGGAGAUGGCAAAGAGGAAGUGCGUCGCCGAGAAAAGGGCUGAGGCUGGGAGCAAGCUGGGCGCGGUGGUUCCUAUCAAGUCAAUGGCUCUGAGGAGGUUCAGAAUGGAGGUGGGUGAGCCAUUGCUG
Coniophora puteana RWD-64-598 SS2 is the source of this 498-nucleotide messenger RNA. RefSeq lists its product as uncharacterized. The record is from RefSeq and is a predicted model, not a curated record. The annotation marks the transcript as partial. The transcript has a single exon. Lineage: Eukaryota; Fungi; Basidiomycota; Agaricomycetes; Boletales; Coniophoraceae.